Aspergillus aculeatus ATCC 16872 is the source of this 1454-nucleotide messenger RNA. RefSeq lists its product as uncharacterized. Bases 1 to 963 code for a protein of 320 amino acids. The transcript is spliced from 2 exons. Lineage: Eukaryota; Fungi; Ascomycota; Eurotiomycetes; Eurotiales; Aspergillaceae. The record is from RefSeq and is a predicted model, not a curated record.
AUGUCUCACAGGCCUGCUCCUCCAGGCCACGUUGACUUCCGAGAAAGCCGUCAUGAAGGCACGAUAGAAGGAUCUGGCGGCUCAAAGAGCAUCAGACUCUCGUUGAGGUCUUCAUCAUCGAGCCAUCGUUCUACUUCAUCUGGCGCUAGUUCCAAGUCUUUGUCAUCGGAAGAGGUCGAAUCAUUGCAGAGAGCAUUUUCUCCCAACGAGAUUAGCAUCUCACUAGUUCAUUCGGAGAUAGAACGUCAUCAAUAUUCAGAUUAUGCCGAGGUUCGCCCUCCCAGUGUGGUGCCGGAAGGACCUGCGGAAGAAAUCCCCCAUGUCCCAACCGGGCUUUUUGACGGGGAACUUUUUGAGAGUCCUGACUCAGAUCUCUCGUCGGAGAGAUCCUAUGUCUCCGCCAACGAGCCGGCUUCAGGGGAAAAAGAAGGCUCAAACACUACUUCCGAUCGCCCCAGGCCAAGACGACAUAGAAGUACAGCAUACUCGGCUCGGACAUACCCCAUAAGAACGGCCAAGGAACGCAGCCCCAAGGUCCACUCUGUUCCCGCGUCAGAAGGCGGACCGGGCUUUUAUCAAUUUCCAUCCACCGAGCCUGGGGUGACGGUCGAAUUGCGGAAGCCCACAACCUCGGACUCACCGAAUAGCAUGUACUACAGCCCCCCAACAUUCCAAUACCAGAAACCGAUGCGGCCAGUCACCUAUUGGUAUGGCCAGAGAGCCUCGUAUCGAUACAAAAAGCCCAGCAAGUCCACGCAAGAUCCCCCGCCGCCCCCACCGGCCAUCGUCACACCCGCUCAGCCUGUGUCAGGGCCUUCGCCACCCCCGGCGCUGGAGGUAGAGUCGCCGCCGGGCAGUAUCUACAGAUUGCACGCUCGUCCUGUAGCUAAUGCAUCCAGUUUCUUGCGGUUUGUUGCAGGGCAAAGGUCGGCCAAGCGUACAUUCCUUAAGCCGAAUCCAUGACAAGAAAACAACGCUACAUGACUCGUAACAUCAUCAGAACAUCUAGGUGCAUCACUUCACAAUCGACGGCUACUUACCCCAGUCGUGGGAGGAUUGUGUUGGAUCUUUCAUGCUUCUGGUACCAGUCUUACUAUCAUCAAAUUGUUAUUCAACAAUCGCUGCUGUUCCAGUCGAGCACCAGGGGCGGCGUCGUAUGAAUAAAUUUUGUAAUGGAACGUGUAAGCACACAGGCGCGAGGGUCGCUAAAAUCCAACAGCAACAGGAGGCACAGCUUCCAUGCCAGAGAAAGACAGUACUCGUGGCUGCUGCUGAGCUCUUCCUCGUCUGGGUCAUUGAUGGGUUGGGACAUCCGCAUCAGUGCAGAGACUCGGAGUUGUUAUGGAGGGCUGUCCAAGAUAGUGAAGUUCAUCCUGUUGAUCUUGCUUGAGUGAAGGGCACAUCAAGCCACAGUAAGAUUCUGCUAGAUAACUAAUUAUAAGAUAUAUCGGGAC